This is a messenger RNA of Trichoderma gamsii, 2970 nucleotides long. RefSeq lists its product as hypothetical. NCBI's taxonomy places the organism in Eukaryota, Fungi, Ascomycota, Sordariomycetes, Hypocreales, Hypocreaceae. Gene Ontology annotation, molecular function: protein heterodimerization activity; histone binding. The coding region runs from base 1 to 2970 and encodes 989 amino acids. Gene Ontology annotation, cellular component: nucleus. The transcript has a single exon. The record is from RefSeq and is a predicted model, not a curated record.
AUGGAACCACCGGCAAAAAGGCGUCGCAUGAGCCAGCUGCUGCUGGACAAGGGAUACGUCGACGAAGACGACGAUGAGCUCGCCUUACAGCCAUUCGAGGUUGAAGCCAAACGGGACCCGGGGUAUAAACUAUCUAUCGAACGAGCCUAUGCAGACCAGCGGUUCCAGGCCACCAUGGCACAUAUCUUCGACAAAUAUGGCCGUGACUUCGAAGGCAUUGGAGACGAGAUCGAUCUUGUGACGGGCGAGAUUGUCGUUAAUAAUGGGCAUGUUCGCAAUAUGCGAGACGAAGGCGACGUUGGAGACGGCGUGGGAGAAUAUCUGGGCGAAGAAGAGGAUGAUGAAGAUGAAGGAAUUCUUCUGGAGGAUCUGUUUGAUGAUGAGGAAGAAUCCGGAGACAACGAUACAGCAGAGCAAGAAGGACAUGCGGCAGUCUUUGGAAAGCAGAUUCAAAACAACAAUGGCUUAGAUGAGGAUGAAGAAGAUGAGGAUCGCAUAAUACAGGGCCGCGAAGCGCCUCGCGAAUCGCAUUCGACAGCCUUGGUGUUGGGAUCAUCGUCAGGAAAUGCAUCGCGCGCUUCCAGAACUGCUUUGCGCGCCUUGCCGCACAAGAUUCCACCAGGCAAUAUCUUGGAUUUAGAGCCCAUCGGGCAGUUGCCAUUUUCCUCUUCGCCACUCUCUUUCGAUCGCUCGCCAUUUGCUAUGGAGCCAUGGAGCCUUUCUGGCCAGUAUUCUGAUCCUUUAUGGAAUAAACCCGAUUUAUUUGCAGUCCACCAGCCCAAACCCCAGCAGUUCCCGAUGAAAGCAAGCCGAUAUGAUUUUCCUGCGCAAAGCGGCCAAAGCUCGAUUUGGGCACCUCGGUCUAAGUUUCGAGAUGAAGAGGAUAAGCCGCUUCAGUCCGUGUUUGCGGCUACAUUUGGCAAACAUCUACUCACCAAGACGAAGAAAGUCCUUCGACAUCCGCUGUUGUUAUCACCCGCAAAGGCUGUGGAAGAUGAUGACAAGAGAGAAGAAGAGGACGAGGACGAAGAUGAAGAUGUGAUUCUGACAGGGAAAAGGUCUAAGGAGAUUGAAGGCUUUGGUAAAAUCGAAAUGAAUCUUGCCAAGAGAGGCAAGCGUUUGAACGUCAGUCUCCCGUCUUCAGAGACAAGCAAAGAACUCAAAGAGAAAGGAGUGGAAGGGGGUUCGAGUGAUAGCGGCUAUAAGUCUACACAAAGUACUCGAAAAGCUAGAAAGAGAAAGCAAAGGCCUGAUGAAGACUUAACGAGGAAUGACGCUCUGGUUCGAGUCGCUGAAAUUCCAAGGAGAGCUCCUCAUCUAGAUGAUGAGAUACCGUCACAAAGGUCCAACCAGACCCGCCAACAACUGUCCACGGCUAAACAGCUCGAUGAGGCUGAUGGCCGAAGGCGUUCUGGACGCAUGAGGAAGCAAGUGGAAUUCCUCAACAAAAUUUCUUGGGCCGAUGUCUUGGCGGAGCAGAGGGCUGAAAAGGAGGUGGCAUAUUCCCGGAACAGGAAUGACGGUCAAUUUAUGGUAGAUGAGGAUGCCCUUGAGAAGCGGCCUGUCUUGGCUGCGCCGGAGGAAGAUUAUAUCCCAGACUCUGCUGCUGAAGAUGAAGAAGGGUUUGAAGAAGACGAAGAAGAAGAAAGUGAAGAGAUAGGAGAAAAAGGAGAAAAAGAAAAAGAAGAAGCAAAAAGCCAGACAAACUUCCGUGGUGAUUUGCCGACACUACGUGCAAAGGAAACCCGCCAGCCAGAUAUUCAUGAAGAAUCUUGUGCGUCAAUACCAGAAGUAUUUCCCCGCAAGAAUGCAGAUUCCGCGUGCCUUCUUUCGGACGACGAAGCUCCCACGUUGCUGUCAAAAUUAAGAAAAACGGCUUCCAACAAUACACUCAAAGAUACGCUCCCACUACGCGAAAUCCACAAUAUCAAGACUCAAACAACUGCAAGAGUCGACCUGCCUGCAAGUCGCAAAACAAAAAAGGCGGAUUAUUCUCACAGAGAGAACACGGAUACAAGAGACGUCAUUGAUGAUACGUCCCCGAGUGGUACGAGUUCGAGCCGACGCCUCAAUAUCCCGUCCGAAGACUCAAGUGGCGUGGCGCCAUUGUCUUCUUCUCCUACUCGUUUCCUCUCUCGCAUUACUCUUGACGUGUCUCUUGAUGACAAGCCUCAGACUUCAUACACCUCGGCACGGAGGUCUAGGUAUCGGCGAUCUGCAGACAUUCGCUCUUCAAGUCCGUGUGCUCGUAUGGACGAGGAUACCCCGGAAGCUACAGCCUCCAGUCAGAGACGCCAACUGACGAAGCUUGCAACAACCCCCAUAGUUAUUGAGGACAGUUCCUACGAGACGUCAGAUGAAAUUUCCCCGGUCGAAUCUUCUCCAAUCACUAGAGCCUCUAUACCUAUGGAACCAGCCCUUCCCUCCCCUAGACGUGACACACCCCCCCCUGAAGUGGUGGCUCGAGCUAUCAUACAAUCUCCUUCGAAACACUUCUCGAUGCUGCCUCCAAGUUCUCCAACCAAGAGCCUCUCAAAAUGUAUCUCGUCUACUCACUCAGGGCCCUCCUCUGCUGGCGAAGCCAAGAUAUCUGGCCCCGUCACAUCUUUACCAUCCUUGAGCAACCCUCCCCAAACACCUCGUCACUCGAAUCGCCAUUCUUUGAAGGUUCCUUCUUCUCGACACUCCAUUUUGUCUCUGCUAUCUGAUGACGAAGAUGAGGAGGUUGACGAGCUGGGCCGCAGCCUAGCUGCUAUGCCUAGGUUGCUUAGCUCUGCAGCACGGACAACCGAGCGGAAAUUAUGGAAAUCCAGCUCUCGCACCAGAGAGGUGUAUCAUACGCCAGUUAAGAAGCGACCCACCGAGCCUAUUAGCCCUGGGAGCAUUAUCAAGACGCCUGGUGGCUCUUUGAGAGCAUGUGGAGUGGAUGGAUAUAGAUGUGGACGAGAUUUUUGCUUUACGUGUUUAUAA